AAUUUUUCAUAUCGAAGUAAGUUUCAGGUUUAUGAUUUCUAGCUUUUGGUGAAUGAGCGAAAACUUCUCUUACAUCAGAGUUGACUCAAGUAAUGAGUUAGUGAUAGACGAUGAGAACGGUCAAAAUGCUGGAUCACCUGAUGUGAACCAAGUCACAGAUAUAACAGUUAAGCCCAAUUCCAACAUGUCAUCUGGAACUAUAAAGCCAGAUUUUUAUGAUCCAAAUGAUCCUAAAUACAGUUCCUACACGGUGACUGAAUAUUCGAACAAUAUGGCGACAGUUGAAAUGAAUGACGAUGGAAUGUCAUCAGAACUGAGAUUAAGAAAUGCGGGGUCUAAAAAGUAUACAGGGGUUGGCAGUGGGUUUCUGGACCGAAAUGGAUUCUCUUGGCUGAUGGAACAAACAAUAGACGAAGACGACGAGGAUUACAAUUCGUCAAUCCUAGAGGAGUUGGACAUUGACUUGCGCGACAUCUACUACAAAGUGAGGUGUGUCCUAUUCCCUCUGCCCUCGCUGGGCUUCAAGAGAUCCAUUCUCAAUGACAGUCCUGACUUCUGGGGACCUCUGAUGGUAGUGCUCAUGUUCGCUUUCAUAUCCCUCUACGGGCAAAUGAGUGCGGUAUCGUGGAUUCUGACCGUGUGGCUUUUCGGGAGCUUCUUCGUGUUUAUUUUGACUAGAGUUUUGGGUGGAGAGGUCAGUUACGGUCAGUGUUUGGGAGUGAUCGGUUAUUCGCUCAUUCCUCUUGUCAUCACAGCUUUGUCUCUCCUUGUAUUCUCUUCAUUCUACUUAAUUGCACUCUUUUUAAAGAUUCUCGGAGUGUUGUGGGCAUCAUACAGUGCUGGGACUCUGCUUAUACAGGACAAUUUGGCCAACAAGAAGCCACUGGUGCUGUAUCCAGUCUUCUUAGUCUACAUCUACUUCUACUCCAUAUACAGUGGUGUUUAAUGAACUUCAAUCAUUUAGUAGUUUAAGUAGUCUCCUUAUUUUACCCAAAAAUCUGUAGCUUUAUCCUCAAUUUUAAUGAAUUGUAUAUAUCUACUUCGAUGCACAUUAAUUUUAUGGCCCGUCAAUUUAUUCAUUGGAUUGUCAGAAUUCGUCA
Molecule: messenger RNA, 1100 nt
Organism: Symsagittifera roscoffensis
Lineage: Eukaryota; Metazoa; Xenacoelomorpha; Acoela; Convolutidae
Product: protein YIPF4-like
Exons: 5
Coding region: 53-946 (297 amino acids)
Biological process (GO): vesicle fusion with Golgi apparatus; endoplasmic reticulum to Golgi vesicle-mediated transport
Cellular component (GO): membrane; trans-Golgi network
Source: RefSeq, a predicted model, not a curated record